Messenger RNA from Castor canadensis (American beaver), 5153 nucleotides. NCBI's taxonomy places the organism in Eukaryota, Metazoa, Chordata, Mammalia, Rodentia, Castoridae. The record is from RefSeq and is a predicted model, not a curated record.
GUAGGCAGGUGAUUUACCACUUGAGCCACUCUGCCAGCUAAAAAGUUAUUUUUAAAGAAGUAGCCUGAGUAUUUUAAGAUGUCCUUUUUGUUACAUUAACUUUUGAAAACCAAUUCACUAGUGUGAAAAUGUUAAAGUUCUGUCACAGUAGAAUCUGCAACCUCUUUGUUUAGCCUUUUUAGAAUUUAUUAUAAUUAAAUGGUACUUAAUACUCAAUGUAAUAGAUAUCUCAGUUCACUUGUUAUUAAUGUUCUUUGAUUUAACUCAAGGGCAAGCAGAUCAAGGUAUUGCUAGAAAUUUUUGCCAGUUACCCCAUUUCCACCAUGUAACAUAAGUGACACGUUUUCUUUAUAAUAGUAUUGGGUACUUUCUAAUCACAUCUGUUUAUAAAAGUAGUUUCUCAGGUAUAGAACAGGAUUUUCAAUAAAAGCACGAAACAACUUUUUGGUGAUCUGUCCCUGAGAUAAGUUUGUGUUAACAUAUUAACAUUGUUUUACUUUGGACAUCUAUUCUGUUUUGUGUGUAUUUUCAUUGCACGGUAUAUGCUCCUUAUAGGCACCAGUUAGAAGACAGAUGAAAGCUAAGCAGCCUACUGCACAAUCUUAUGGUGUCACCAGUUCAACAGCAAGGCGAAUAUUGCAGUCUUUAGAGAAGAUGUCAAGCCCUCUAGCGGAUGUGAAAAGAAUUCCAUCUGCUGUUUCUUCUCCUCUUAAUUCUCCCCUUGAUAGAAGUGGGAGAGAUACCACAACUUUUCAGGCCAAAUCAGAAAAGGUGGACUCUCAGUAUCCUCCUGUUCAGAGACUUAUGACCCCAAAGCCAGUUUCCAUAGCAACAAACAGAACUGUCUAUUUUAAACCAUCUUUGACCCCAUCUGGUGAAUUAAGGAAAACUAAUCAAAGAAUAGAAAAAAAGCACAAUACUAUAUAUGAAAAAAAUGUGACACCAAGACAAAAUAGAGAACAAGAAAGUGGCUUUUCAUACCCAAAUUUCAGUAUUCCUGCAGCCAAUGGUUUAUCUUCUGGAGUAGGUGGUGGAGGUGGCAAGAUGAGACGGGAGAGAACACGCUCUGUUGCUUCUAAACCCCCAGAGGAGGAGGAAAUAGAAGUUCCAGUAUUACCGAAAAUCUCUCUGCCAAUCACCAGUUCUUCACUGCCAACCUUUAAUUUUAGUUCUCCUGUGAUCACAACUUCCUCUCUCUCACCCACCAGUCCGUCUCAAUCAUUAGCAAACAAGGUACAAAUGAGUUCUCCAAGCAGCACUGGCAGUCCUAUGUUUAGAUUUUCAUCUCCGAUUGUAAAGUCUACUGAGGCGGAUAUACUACCUCCAUCAUCUAUUGGAUUUACAUUUAGUGUGCCUGUUGCAAAAACAGAACUUUCUGGUUCUAGGACAACUUCAGAACCAAUUAUAAGUAAUUCAGCUCAAGAUAACACUGCAGUGAACAGGACAAGCUGUAAGAAGCGAGAAGAAGCAUAUGAGAGCCCUUUCAGAUCUGCAAAAAUCCAGAAAGAAGGAAGUGUUCUAGAUAUUCUGAAAAACCCUGAUUUCUUACCACCAAAGGUAGAUUCUUUUGCUACUCAGCCUACUUCUACAAGCCCAGUAGCUUAUACAAGACCAGCAAUAAGUACCUUUUCUUCUAGUGGAAUCGGGUUUGGGGAAAGUUUAAAAGCUGGAUCAUCUUGGCAAUGUGACACAUGUCUGCUCCAGAACAAACUUACAGACAACAAGUGUAUAGCCUGUCAAGCAGCAAAAUUGCCACCAAGAGAAACUGAAAAAGAGAUUGGAGUUGGGACACCAAGCAAAAGUGGCAAAGCAACUCCUUCUGCGUCAGGGACAGGCUUUGGAGACAAAUUUAAACCAGCAGUAGGAACUUGGGAUUGUGAUACCUGUUUAGUGCAAAAUAAACCUGAAGCGAUAAAAUGUGUAGCCUGUGAAACACCAAAACCUGGAACAGGUGUGAAGCGAGCCCUUACGUUGGCAGCGGUUUCAGAAAGUCCUGUGACUAUGACUGCUUCAUCUUCUAGCUGCACUGUGACCACUGGUACCUUAGGAUUUGGAGAUAAAUUCAAAAGGCCUGUGGGAUCUUGGGAGUGUCCAGUAUGCUGUGUUUCUAAUAAUACAGAAGCCAACAAAUGUGUGUCCUGUAUGUCUGAGAAACCAGGAAGUUCCGUUCCUGCUUUAAGUAGCAGCACUGUGCCUGCCUCUCUGUCUUCUGGAGUCUGUCUAGGAUUGGAGAAGUUCAAGAAACCUGAGGGAAGCUGGGACUGUGAAGUGUGUCUAGUGCAGAAUAAAGCAGACUCUACCAAAUGUGUAGCAUGUGAAAGUGCAAAGCCAGGUGCAAAAUCUGAGUUGAAAGGCUUUGGCACAUCUUCUCCAUCUUCAAACCCAGCAGCCUCAUCCUUCAAAUUUGGUAUUCCUUCAUCCUCUUCUGGACUUUCUCAGACCUUAACAAGCACUGGAAAUUUUAAAUUUGGAGAUCAGGGAGGAUUCAAAAUAGGUGUUUCAUCGGACUCUGGGUCUAUAAACUCCAUGAGUGAAAGCUUUAAACUUUCUAAACCAACUGGAGAUUUUAAAUUUGGAAUUUCAUCUGAUUUCAAAUCUGAAGCAAUUAAAAAAGACAGUAACAAUGAUAAUUUUAAAUUUGGACUUUCUUCUGGCAUAAGCAACCCAGGUUCUUUAGCUCCAUUUCAGUUUGGGGUAUCUAAUCUUGGGCAGCAAGAAAAGAAAGAGGAACUACCUAAAUCUUCACCUGCAGGCUUUACCUUUGGUACAGGUGUUAGUAACCCUACCCCUGCAGCCACUGGCACCACAGCGACCUCUGAGAACAAGAGCAGCUUCACCUUUGGAACCAUAGAAACUAAGAGUGUCUCAGUGACUCCUUUCACAUGUAAAACAACAGAAACAAAAAAGGGUGAAACGCCUGCCACCAAGGGAGGGUUCACUUUUGGCAGUAUGGAAUCUGCUUCACUGUUUGUUUUGGGAAGGACAGAAGAGAAGCAGCAAGAACCUGUCACUUCUACUUCUCUAGUAUUUGGGAAGAAAGCCGACAACGGGGAGCCAAAGUGUCAACCAGUGUUUUCCUUUGGGAAUUCAGAGCAAACCAAAGAUGAGAGUUUUUCAAAGUCAACAUUUAGUUUCAGUAUGACAAAACCAUCUGAGAAGGAAUCUGAACAGCCAGCAAAGGCCAAUUUUGCUUUUGGAGCUCAAACUAGUACUACAGCUGAUCAAGGCACAACAAAACCAGUUUUUAGUUUCUUGAACAACAGUUCCUCUAGUUCAAGUACACCAGCCACUUCGGCUGGUGGUGGCAUAUUUGGUAGUUCCACCUCUUCCUCCAACCCACCUGUGGCUGCCUUUGUGUUUGGACAGGCCAGCAAUCCUGUGAGCAGCUCUGCCUUUGGUAACUCUGCUGAAUCCAGUACAUCUCAGUCUUUGCUAUUUUCUCAGGAUAGCAAACCAGCAACCACAACCGGCACAGGUUCAGCUGUCACCCCGUUUGUCUUUGGACCAGGAGCCAGCAGUAAUAGUACUGCAACCUCUGGUUUCAGCUUUGGAGUUACAACCACAUCUAGCUCUACAGGAUCCUCCUUUGUAUUUGGCACUGGACCUUCAGCACCAUCUGCCAGUCCAGCAUUUGGUGCUAACCAGACCCCAACGUUUGGACAAAGUCAGGAUACCAGCCAGCCUAAUCCUCCAAGCUUUGGAUCUAUAUCAUCUUCAACAGCAUUAUUUUCUGCUGGUUCUCAGCCUGCACCACCUACUUUUGGAACAGUGUCAAGCAGUAGCCAACCUCCUGUGUUUGGACAACAGCCCAGUCAGUCUGCAUUUGGCUCUGGAACGGCUCCUAAUUCUGGUUCAGUUUUCCAAUUUGGCAGCAGCUCUACAAAUUUCAACUUCACAAAUAAUAAUCCUUCAGGAGUAUUCACAUUUGGUGCAAAUUCUGGCACCCCUGGAGCCUCAGCCCAGCCUUCAGGCCCAGGGGGCUUUCCAUUUAACCAGUCUUCAGCAGCAUUUACAGUGGGGUCAAAUGGGAAAAAUAUGUUCUCCUCUUCUGGAACUUCACUUUCUGGUCGCAAGAUAAAGACUGCUGUUAGACGCAGGAAAUAAAAGUCACAAAGGUGUUAUACCCAACAGUCAUAACAACAGCUGGUGCCCUGCUUUCAGAUACUGGAUUGUGCUACAUACUGGGCUUAUCUGAAGUCAGAUCUGCCUAAGGAUUUCUUUAAUUUUGGAAUGGUCCUCCUCUCCUUAUGGAAGUCCCUUUCCCAUCUGUCCCAUUCCCUUUUUUGAAAAUAAUAGCUAGACUGGUGACUGAUUCUUCAGCAAAAAUAUUUUAUGAUCCAGCACAUUAUUCACUGAUUUGGCAUAGUCUGGCUGUAACCAGGAAUAGAGCCUGCACGGUGAAUGGCUUUGUAUAGAACUUCUUUGUCUGCACCACUAUGUGCGUUAAUAAGCGUUUAUGGAACGCGUUGAAAUUGUAAUUAUAUCUGAGGAAUUCUGUAUAGAUUAGAAUUCUGUAUAGAUUAGAGGACAUUGAAAUGAAUGAUUUCUAUGCCGAGUUGUUUGUGCUGGUGUAUGUGUGAAGUGAGUGAGUUGGGUGUAUUGUGCACAAGUUUUUCUGAUAGAGAAAGCCUGAUUAAAGAGUGGUCCAUACUAAGGACCUGUUAGAUCUAGUUCAUUCUCCAUUUAAUAAUUAUAUGCUAUUUCUAUAUUUUCAUUCUUCUAUCACCUGUCUUGCCUUUUUCAUUAUUUUAUUAUGAAACAUCUGUAAAUACAAUUUUGUUUUCUGUACUUUUUUGGCAUAACAUAAAUCUGUGAACUUGAAAUUUUAAUUUUGUGUUAGACAUUUUUUUGUUUAGUCUUGUCUCAGAUUUUAUUAUGUAAAUCCCAUUAUUCAAAGUUGCCUAAAUCCAUUUGGAAAUCUUUAAAAAAAAUUGGGGAUUCUUAAAGUUGAAUUUAUUGGCUUUUCUGAUCCAGUUUUGUUUGGACCAAAAACCAGUAUUGUACAAAGUAUUAAGCAUAUAUUUUUAUAUUUACUAAAAUGGACUGUGGUGACUUUGGAUAAUAAGGAGAAGUUUAAUAUUAAAGCCAUGUUUAUUACAGUAUAAUUAACAUGUUAAAACCAUGGGAUAAAUGCCAUCAAUAAAAAUUUAUGA